Glycine soja is the source of this 648-nucleotide messenger RNA. RefSeq names its product 60S ribosomal protein L44. Gene Ontology annotation, biological process: translation. Gene Ontology annotation, cellular component: cytosolic large ribosomal subunit; ribosome. NCBI's taxonomy places the organism in Eukaryota, Viridiplantae, Streptophyta, Magnoliopsida, Fabales, Fabaceae. Gene Ontology annotation, molecular function: structural constituent of ribosome. The record is from RefSeq and is a predicted model, not a curated record. The transcript has 4 exons. Bases 150 to 467 code for a protein of 105 amino acids.
AAAGCCCGGUCCAGUCCAGCCUCGUUUGCCUCCGUGUAACCCUAAUUCCCAAAGCCAUUAAAACGCAUUGCAUUGUCAUUCGUUGCCUCAUUUUCGCGGCGCACAGCAGAACUCUGCUUCUUCGGAUUCCGAUCGCACGCGCCGUCACCAUGGUGAACGUUCCGAAAACAAAGAAGACAUACUGCAAGAGUAAGGAGUGCAGGAAGCACACGCUGCACAAGGUUACCCAAUACAAGAAGGGUAAGGAUAGCAUUGCUGCCCAAGGAAAACGCCGUUAUGAUCGCAAACAAUCCGGUUAUGGUGGACAAACUAAGCCCGUCUUCCACAAGAAGGCUAAAACCACCAAGAAGAUUGUUCUGAGGUUGCAAUGCCAGGGUUGCAAGCAUGUCUCCCAACACGCUAUUAAGAGGUGCAAGCACUUUGAGAUUGGUGGUGACAAGAAGGGCAAGGGAACAUCACUCUUCUAGUUUGAGAAUUAGGAUUUAGAGCUUUAUGUUUCAGCAAUGUUGGAAUGUUUUGUUUCUCUCUGGAUUUUUUCUGCUAGUUAUAUUUUAUUAUUUUGCAACACCUUGUUAUUGAGAAAUUAAAACUAUUUUGCUCAUUUCAUCGAUUGCAAUCUCUAUCUAUUUUUUAUACUUUUGAUACUAC